CAAUGUUUUAAAUUUGCAAACAAAUCCUGAAUUUUGCGUAAAUACAAUGCCGGCCCCCGCCUCGGAACAGAGCCAUCCGACGUGCGGCGAUGUUGUGGUGCAGGUGUGCAUGGUCUGCUCCGCCCCGUUCCAAAGUGUACAGGACUGCCUAGCCCAUGAGCUGCUUAAGCAUUCCAGCAAGCCGCAGAAGCAGUUGCGCCAGCGCCUCAACGCCAUUACCAAGUUGUUUACGAGCAAGCAAACACAGUCGGAGCGAAGCGAGCUCCAGGCUCUGCUCAUUCAGUCCCCACCCGAUUAUCACUUGCGCGCGGUCCUGGACUUCUAUGCCAGUGAUCUCAAGGAGCUAGAGGAAUGCUAUGGCCAAGUACGCAAUUGCAUCGAAAAGGAGCUAAAAGGCAGGGUGAAGGUCUAUCCCUUUGGUUCGCUGGUCACGGGCUUGGCCCUGAAGGAGAGCGACAUUGAUUUGUAUCUGCGGCCAUACGAUGACCCGCCCAUGUUCCACAAGCAGCUGUACAACAAAGUCUCCAAUUUUUUGCGUCGUUCCAAAUGCUUCACGGACGUUUUCGCCAUCCGCCACGCCCGUGUGCCCAUCAUCCGAUGCAAGCAUCAGCCAACCGGUCUUAGCAUCGACAUCAAUAUGUCCAAUCCGAAUAGUACGUACAACUCCAAGUUCGUGGGCGAACUAAUGCGCCGCGACGAGCGACUGCGUCAACUGGGCCUCUUCCUAAAGAUCUGGGCCAAGAAGUUGAAGCUAAUUGGGCACGGCAGCAUGACCAGCUAUUGCCUUAUCUGCAUGAUAGUAGUCAGCCUUCAGGUGCAGCAUCUGCUGCCGUCCAUCAAGGAGUUGCAGUCAUUCUGCCCCCCAGAGAACGUGUGCGGCGUAAAUUAUGCUUACACCUUAAACAUGAUGCCGCCGAUAUCGUCCCAGAUGAGCACCAUGGAUCUAAUCAGGAACUUCUUUAUUUACUACAGUACCGUCGACUUUCAGAAGACCGUGGUGAGCCCGUUCCUGGGCUGCGUUUUGGACAGAGAGACCACUAUUGGUACGCCGGGUGGCGGCUUUCCCGAGUACGAGGCACAGCUGCGGGCCAUAGAACAGGCGGUGGGAGAGCCGGCAGAAGCUUUUCAGGUGGACCGAAGCAUGUGCGUACAGGAUCCCUUCGAGCUGCAGCACAACGUCGCCAAAUCCGUCUCCCAAUCGAGUUUAUGCUACCUCAGACAAUGCCUAAUCCUGGCAGCUCAGGCCAGUAGUGAUCCGGAGCUGCAGUCGCGACCAGCGAAGCUUUAUGACUACUUGCUAUUCGGACUAACGGACAAAUUGGUGGUUAACCAACACAAAGAGAAACCCACCCCGCCAAAGCAGCAGAAAAAGGAACUCCAGCCCGAGCCCGAAAAUCUGCCGAUAACUGAGCCAAAGGCUGCGAAAUUGGAAGUUGUCACUGCGGAACACAAUGCACCGCCCAUUGUGAGAACGCACAUUAUUACGCCCACCACCAACGAUCUCAAGUGCCUGCGCUCCAGCGAGCUGGCCAGUGCCUAUGAAGGCACGAGACCAAUAUGCUACUACUGGAUGUCCUGCUAUGUGGACACCAUCAAGGAUGUGCUGGCACAGCUGUACGUACUGAAUGUCGAAUCGAUGACGGAGGAGUCACACUAUUACAAAUGGCGCAUCAGCAGCUCACUGGACACUUGGACGGGACGCUCCUUCCAGCGUGGCUCUGGUCAGUCAUUCUUUGCGCAUCAACUGCAGCAGACGAUUGAAUUUAUGAAGACACGGCCCGCAGAUCCCGUGUACGCAGUCAAUAUGCGUGGCAUUCUAUCGCUGCUGGCCAGUGAAGACUGCAAGGAGAUACGCCUGGAAGUACAGCCUCUACCUGGGGACCUCCUAGGACUGCAGCGGAACAGUCCACUGACUAAGCUUUUUAAGGCGUUCAAAAACCUGUUGGGCAACUAUAGCUUUAAGGAGAAGGCCAGUACAUGGAAAUAUUACGCCAAAUCCGACCAAACUGGAACUUUAUGACAACCAAACGGACAUACAUAUAUGAAUAUGUAAACCUUGAUGCACAAAAACUUUUCAAAUUGAAAGCCUAUAAGAAUGUGAGCCUUUAUGUACAAAAACUAUUAGAACUGGAAGUCAAGUGGGCUUUCAAUUACAAAAGUUUUUGUGCAUAAAGGUUUACAUAAUCUUUACUGGACACUACUUUCAAAAAGAAUUCCGUUAUAUUUGAAUCUGGCUUAGAAUAAAUUAAAUGUCUACUACAAAUCAUA
This is a messenger RNA of Drosophila serrata, 2268 nucleotides long. RefSeq names its product monkey king protein (gene mkg-p). The record is from RefSeq and is a predicted model, not a curated record. Lineage: Eukaryota; Metazoa; Arthropoda; Insecta; Diptera; Drosophilidae. Gene Ontology annotation, molecular function: RNA uridylyltransferase activity.